UACAUGAUUCUAGUUAUGAAAUUGUGCUUUGAGAAUUGCACUAAAGCACACAGCAAUAAUAAUAUGGAUUUAUUCGCACCGAGUACCCCAGUGCGGUAGGUGGCGGUAUGUCUUAUGCCUUUCAUAACUCAGCCACGGAGGAAGAAAUAAAAAAAUUCGCGCGAUCUGGUGCGGGGAAAGGAGGCGGUGGGAAUACUGAGUGGCGAACAGAUCAGACAACUCAGAUGGCCAGCUGCAGUCCCUCUCGGAUGGAGGCGCGUAUCAGUGAACGCGCAGUUGGUCGCGACGACACGUAUGUCGUUUCACAGUGUUGCCCGGGCGUGGAGGAGGAGGAAGAGGACGGUGCGGCGGGCGGCGACGCUCCCGCGGUGUUUCUGUGCGCUCGGUGCCGCCGGCCCGUCGGUGACUCGCUGUCGUGGGCCGGGAGUGAUGAUGAGCGCAACCAGAUCCUGCUGAAGCGGGUUAACGACAACGUGGCGAUCGGUAAGGAGCCGUUCGUGUCCUCCACGCGUCACGAGCUCGGAUGCCUCGUCGUGAAUCUCACUUGCCGCGUCUGUGGCUGCGCACUCGGACUAAUAUACACAUCGACCCCAAAGGCCCUGGAUUACAAGAGGUCUCUCUUCUGCUUCAGCGUUGAAAACAUCGAGAGUUAUGUAUUAGGCUCCUGUGGCCAGCAGAUGGCAGCAGUGAACGCUGACGACAGACCUGUAACAUUAGAGUACCAAGAAGAGAUUGAGCAGCAAAUGACUAAGAUCAAAUCUCUGGCAGUGACUAUAGGACAGCGACUCUUGGAGAUCGAGGUUGACCUUCAGUGUAAGUCGGAAAACUAAGGUCUUUCUUCCCAUCGGUCAACCAGAAGAUCUCUCUUGCCCCACUUCCAUAUCGUAAAGGCCACAUCACUCUUCUCGAUGUUCCACUCAUACGUGAUGCUUUUUUCCUUCCAUCUGUGCGUGACUUGGUACUUAAUGAUGAGGCAUGUUUGAUUGAGCACUUUGAUAUGGAAAUAAGCAGGAAACAAGGACGGAGCUCCGCACGUUGGGAGCCAGGCAGCACACAGCUGCUCACACAGGGUCAUUCUUUGCACUGGGCCUGUUUUUCUCUUCCCCAAACUAAACUAAGAUGCUAAGAAUAGAAGGUCGAUCUCACAGCUUGUCCUUUCUUAUUGGAAUGUGUGUGUGUGUUUUUGUUGUUUUUUCUUUUAUGUACCUGGUUAACAAAGCUUGUG
Molecule: messenger RNA, 1225 nt
Organism: Electrophorus electricus (electric eel)
Lineage: Eukaryota; Metazoa; Chordata; Actinopteri; Gymnotiformes; Gymnotidae
Gene: mis18a
Product: MIS18 kinetochore protein A
Biological process (GO): CENP-A containing chromatin assembly; chromosome segregation
Cellular component (GO): nucleus; chromosome, centromeric region; chromatin
Source: RefSeq, a predicted model, not a curated record